This is a messenger RNA of Hemiscyllium ocellatum (epaulette shark), 6586 nucleotides long. It is a transcript of the gene mypn, whose product is annotated as myopalladin. The record is from RefSeq and is a predicted model, not a curated record. NCBI's taxonomy places the organism in Eukaryota, Metazoa, Chordata, Chondrichthyes, Orectolobiformes, Hemiscylliidae. The coding region runs from base 133 to 4230 and encodes 1365 amino acids. The transcript is spliced from 21 exons.
ACCUGCGGGCUGUUAGUUGCUCUUUCCCCAAGGGUCUGAGGAUUGCAGUGCUGUCCCAUCUCUCCAACUUCUACUGAGUAACUGCCAUUGCUAGAUUUUCACAUCACACCAUCCACUGGGCCAGUUAAAAGAAUGCAAGAGGAAAACCUUGAAGCCUCUACAUCCAUAUCUCAGCUACUGAGGGAGAGCUAUUUAGCUGAAGUCCGAAUUCAUCAAGAGCACGGCGAGAAAAGCAGGUCAGAAGCUACCUCUCAACAUUUCUAUUAUGGCAGUAAAUCUGGGAUUUCCCAGGAUUUAGAUGGUCAGGAUGAGUCCCCUGACCUGUCUGCAUUUUUGAGUCAGGAAGAAUUGGACAAAAGUGUCAAUUUAGCUCAGGAAGCAAUUGCCCAGUGUUCUGAUGAAGUGAAGAAAGAUGAAAAGCAGAUCAAUGUAACCUGCACAACCAAAGAUGUGUAUGACACUUUGAAACCUGCUGGGAAUAGCAAAGUUUUAGAAUCUGCAGGUUCCUCAGAUUUCCCAGAAAAACUGACCAGUCAACCAUACCACUGUGAGAAUUUCACCAGACGAUCCAGCAGCUCAAAAGACAGUUACAGAGAAUUAAGAAAACAGUCAAGGAACACCCCUUAUUGUACUGAAGCAGAGGCUAAAAAGGAUUACUUAAGUAAAGCUGCAGAUUUUAUUGAGGAGUUAUCUUCACUUUUUAAAACAACAAGUACAAAACGGAUUAAACCUAGAACCUGUAAAAACUCACGAAACAGGGCGCAGUCAAAGUUUGGUUCACAAGCUCAACAUUCAUCUUGGUCUGUCGACGAGAGGGAGAGAGUGCAUGUUCCAUUUUCGGCUCAGUUGAGUGAUGAAAUCAUAACAAAAGAGGAAUCUGAAGCAAUAGCUCAAGCCCCAGUUCAAUCAGCAGGUACUGAGACACUAACAACAGAAGCUAAAUCAACUGAAAUUCAAUCAAGACCUGUUUGCAUUGAAGGUACUGAAGGGAAUCCACCACGAUUCAUUCAGCGACUAAAGAGCAGGGAAGCUGCUGAGGGAAGCAAAAUCCAGCUUGAAUGCAUUGUGAUAGGAUCACCAACUCCAGAAGUGAGGUGGUAUUGUGAAGGAAAGGAGCUCAAGAAUUCACCUGAUAUUCAGAUUGGUUAUGACGGUAAACAUUACACACUGACCAUUUCAGAGGCUUUUGAGGAGGAUACGGGACGCUACACUUGCUUGGCUUCAAAUAUAUAUGGAUCAGACACAUCAUCUGCAGAACUUUAUAUAGAAGGACUCUCUUCAUCUGAAUCUGAGCAAGAAUCUGUAAAGGAAGAUAUGACUCAGGUUCAGGAUAAGAUUCACAUCACUGUUGCAACUUCGCCUCCUCCCUCCAAUCCUGCAGCAGUUCAUUCAGAGUUCCACCAGUCACAACCUACAGUCGCCCAGCAUCCUGUGCGACCCCUUCAGCAGAUACGAAGCCCAACAAAUUUAUUACAGGGAUUGGAUGGACUACCUCUCAUGGCUGCUCCAGUGUUUACAAAGCCGCUGCAAGAUGUGACAGCUAAAGAGGGGCAGCUGGUUGUGUUGGAAUGCCGAAUUAAAGGAUCACCAUUCCCCAAAAUGGAAUGGUACAGGGAGGAAACCUUAAUAGAAGACUCUCCAGAUUUUCGAAUCCUGCAGAAAAAGCCACGGUCAAUGAGUGAUUCAGAAGAGAUCUGCACCCUGGUAAUUGCUGAAGCUUUCUCUGAAGACUCUGGGAUGUUCACUUGUACAGCUAGCAACAAGUAUGGCACAAUGUCGAGUUCUGCUCAACUCACAGUCCACGGAACUGAAGAUAAUAAUGCUAUUAGUACGAAUGUUUCAAGCUCUAUGACAGUUGAAGCCAAUGUGCCAGUCCAACCAGACAAAACACAUUUGCAUCCUUCAGUCCAUUUGAAACCCAAACUGGAGGGUGUCCUUGUAAACCAUCAGGAUCACAAGCCCAAAGCUGGGCUGAGAGUGCAUUUCAAUUUGCCUGAAGAUGACACCGCAAGCGAGCCUUCAAUUGAACGGGAACACAGUUCAAGAAAUGGACAGAACACCUGGGCUUCAGGGUUAAUUUCACCCACAAAGGAGCCGCCACCAGUAUUUGCGAAACCAAAACUUGAUCCUGUCCAUUUGCAACAGCUACACAACCAGGUCCUACAAGAACAACAAGAAGCAAUCCUACAACAAUCUCCACAGCAGUCCUCUUCUAUGUCUUCCUCGGUGCCAACUGCAUUUCAAUCUACCAUGAAUCUUGUCAGUUCUACUCCUCAAUCAUUCGUGCAAUCAAGCCCAUCUAGCAGGCCACCAACUCUGAAAAACACCCAGCCCCAGUCAUUCAAUUAUACUCGGCCAAAGCAGUUUGUUGCCACUCAGAGUUUUAUGCCAGCUGCUGUCCGAAGUCAUUCCCCCUCACUUUCUCCUCUGCCCAUGCUGAAUAGGGUAUCUGAAAGAAAGCAGUAUAGUGAAGAGAAUUACUUCGGAUUUCCACUCACACCAGCAUUUCAGAAUCCUGAUAAAUAUCCUAGUCCGAUUUUGUCAUCCCCACUCUCAUACAGUUACUCCAUCAUGAGUGCUACAGGACAAGCCACUUCUUCUCCAGUUCUUUCUCUGCCAACUUCUCAACCUCGGAUUGUAUCACCAACUUCCAUUAAUGCUGGCAACUCCUGCCCAAGUCCAGUUCAGAAUCCUGUGGCUUUCCUCAGCUCUGUACUACCAUCAUUGCCCUCUGCACCAUCUACCAAUGCUAUGGGUCUUCCCAAGAGUGCUCCAGCAAUCCCUCCACAAGGUAUCUUGAAGAAAGUGCCCAAAUCGCCACGAACAUCCAUAGAUGAUGAAAUACGGGAUAACAAGGAUGCUGUGAUAUACGACUUAGACAGGAAGUUACGCUUCAAAGAUGAUGUUUCCCAAACUGGGCAGCAGGACCUUAAAUAUCUGAUUGAAUCAACUCGCAACAGCCUUGGUCAGCAACAGGAAUACAAGGUGUCCAACUUUGAACAAAGACUUAUGAAUGAAAUUGAAUUUCGCUUGGAGAGAACCCCUGUGGAGGAAUCUGAUGAUGAAAUACAACAUGAGGAUAUUCCUACCGGGAAGUGCAUUGCUCCAAUCUUUGACAAGAAACUCAAACAUUUUCGAGUGGUUGAAGGAUCGCCAGUGACAAUGAGCUGCAAAAUUGUGGGAAUACCAGUGCCAAAAGUAUACUGGUUUAAAGAUGGAAAACAGAUUUCCAAGAAGAAUGAGCAUUUUAAGAUGAAGCGUGAUGGUGAUGGUUCAUGUUCACUGUAUAUUGAAUCAGCCACUAAUGAUGAUGACGGAAACUACACAGUUAUGGCGGUAAAUCCCCAGGGAAGAAACAGUUCCUCUGGUCAUCUCUUGGUACAGAAUACUCCAAUACGUGGUCGUAUAAUACCGUCAGUUCAGAGCAAAAGGACAAGGUCACGUGUGUCCGAGAGAGAAGAACCUGUACAGGAGGGUUUCUUCUGUCCCCAUUUUCUUCAGGCUCCUGGUGACAUGAUUGCCCAUGAAGGUCAGAUUUGCCGAUUGGAUUGCAAGGUGAGUGGGCUGCCAAAUCCUGAUCUCAUGUGGCUGCUGAAUGGUAAACCCAUCUUGCCAGAUGCUACGCAUAAGAUGCUCGUGCGGGAGAAUGGAAUUCACUCCCUUUUGAUUGAUCACCUCACGGCUGGAGAUGCAGGGAUUUACACAUGCAUUGCGACAAACAAAGCAGGACAGAGUUCCUUUAGCUUGGAGCUGUCUGUUGUAGCAAAAGAAAUUACAAAGGCUCCUGUAUUUAUCGAGAAACUGCGGAACACAGGAGUGCCGGAGGGUCACCCAGUCAGAAUAGAGUGCAGAGUGGUGGGCAUGCCGCCUCCCAUGAUCUUCUGGAAGAAAGACAAUGAGACCAUCUCUCCCUACAGGGACAGGAUAAGCAUACAGCAAGAUACCACGGGCUAUGUCUGUCUCCUGAUUCAGCCAACCAAGAAAGAAGAUGCUGGAUGGUAUACCGUGUCAGCCAAAAAUGAAGCAGGAAUAGCAUCUUGUACAGCCAGGCUGGAUCUAUAUGCCCAGUGGCACCAGCACAUCACACAGCCAAUAAGGAAAGUGCGUCCUUCAGGCAAUCGAUAUGCAGUUCUUGCUGACCAAGGACUUGACUUGAAAUCUGCCUUCCCGUCCGUGGACACCUCGCUGUUCCCAACCAAACAGGAUGUGAUGGAAAGCGAUGAACUGUGAAGUUAUUUCAGUAUGUUUGCUUUUGCAGGACUUAGAACUGUGAAGAUAAGAGAGGCCAAGUGAUUCAAGGUUUACAUGAAGUUAGUUUUCUAUGACCUUGGUGCUUUUGUGAAUGUUGCAAGUGACACAGUUAAAAGUGCUGAUUUUAAAUAGAAUGCAAAAUCUGUAUACAGGCAAUAUGUAGUUCCUUGUCAGUGUAAUUGGACUGCUUGAGUUUAUGAAUAUAAAUGCCAGUGAUGUCCCAAUUAAAUAGGAUGACAGCUGUUUAAUCAUCAUGCCAAAUUAGAUGACAGUCACCAACAAACAUCACGUUUUUUUGAAUGUCUGUUAUUUCUGUGUUUGUGGAGGUUUUCAAAAGCCUUGCGCUGAAGUGGUCAAAGUAUCAUUUGGCACUAUAUGAAUUGUUUGAUUCUAAUCUGCAAAAAGACAUUUUUUACUCAAAUGUGGCUUGUAUACAGCGCAGAAAUGCUCCACAAAUCGAUAGCAGAUUGAAUCGCCUGUGUUUCUUUAUUAUAACCCGAACUGGUACAAUGCAACAUGUUGGUACCAGUUAUACCCAUUGACUACAGUGGACAAUGUUACUGCAGGAUUUCUAUGCCUAUUUAUAACAAUACAAGUGAAUCUGCUUUUGAUUGUUUAUUAAAAAGGUUAAUUUUCUUUCCUCAGAACUGUUUAGCCAGUAAUUUAUACUGUUAUGCAUGAAGCAGCUAAUCACAAUGCGUCUACUGAUUGUGAGGCUCCCUGGAUAUAUUUCGGUAUUCACAUUGGCCAGGAUCUUGCAGUUUUAAUGGUGGCAAAACUGUAUUACCUGCCAUUUCCCAGUGAAAUUGAAACAAACUCUGAAGUUCUCAAUGCACAGUUAAAUGUGGAAACUCAAGUUGCUACCAGUAAUCCCCUGCAUCUCCACAGGGUGCACUGUUACAGUCUUCACAGAUGGAAAUCAAUUGAAAUCGCCGAAUUGUUGUGAACUUCCAGUGUCUACAAUGAUUAGUCUUUCUACAAAGACUCUUAAAGUAUUAGACUUUGUGAAGGGAUGUCUUAAUGGGUUUAGGGCUGCACUAAAUUCAUAAUUACUGCUGGUAAACAGCAUUUCUGGCCACAAAAUUUUAUAUCUAUGUAAUGUCAAAUUUCUUUGUUCUCUAGAUUUCAAACAUAUAUUUUUAAAUUUAAUCACAUUUAUGCUUUUGCCUUAAUCUGAUGUCUGUCUCAACUUUAUUUUGCUUUCCAUGGAAUUAUACAGAAUUAUUGAUAAUACCUACUUAUUUCUGCCUGGUUUUCUGUCUGUGAGAAUACUUCAAUGUUAUUGGCUGCUUAACUUGCUUGUUUGCACAUUGUUGCUGUAUACUUGAGAUUAUCUUUAGUUGAUGGCAGAAUCAAAUUAACUUGAGAAGAAAAGGUGUAAUCCAGCAGUCUGCCCAGAAUUGAUACAAAUUAAACAACUUGAACUCAAAUAAAGUGAACCACAUAGUGGUGAGUCUGAAGUAACAUGUUAUUUUAAGUAUUUUAUUCAAAGGAUAUGGGCAUUUCUGGCAAGGCCAGCAUUAGCUGUCCACCCCUAAUUGCCCUUGAACUAGGCCACUGCACUAUGGAUCUGGAGUCACAUGUAGGCCAAACUGGGUAAAAAUGGCAGAUCUUCUUCCUUGAAAGAAAGAUGUUUUGUUUUAAAGUAAAGAAACAUGUCAUGGGUAUUGCUUUCAAUUUGCGAUUGAUUCAUUGAAUUGAAUUUGCACCUGUUACUAUGGUAGGAUUUGAAUCCAGAUCUCCACAGCAUUGGCCUGUGUUUCUGGUUUACUAUGUCAGUGAAUUUACUAUUAUGCCGCCAUUUUCCCCACUGACUGCAAAAUGUGAGUGGGCUAAUAAUCCUGUCUGAUUAUUGAACUCAUGGCUACUAGGUAUAAUGGCUGGAACGUCACCUCUUCUCCCUUCAAACUAUAAAUUGUUUUCUUGUCCCACUUAGGAGAGAGUUUUUGAUAAAUACUCACCUGUACAAGGCUUAUUUUAGCAUAUCACACCCGCUAAAAAGUUACUCAUUAAAAUAUCACCUACUCAAAUAUAUCUCACCAAAAGAACAUAGGCAUUGCUCCUCAACAGUUAAGUUUAUUUUCAUUUUGCAGGUAUGUUUGGCAAUUAAGUAAUGAAGGAGCCUUUUAGAUUCUCAACAACGCUUCAGGUUGUUCAGCAGUUUGCAGUAAUUGUCCUGACUGAAUUGUCCUGACUGAAUUGAUAAAGGCUGCAUUAUUACACCAAGUGCCAGGUAGAUUGCAUAUUUAGCUGAAGUCAAGUGUUAUAAUGUAAACUUGCACUUGUAAAGAAAUAAUGGAUUGUUUAUCUAUGAAUAAAGUUUUAUUUAUUCCAA